This is a messenger RNA of Daldinia caldariorum, 2753 nucleotides long. RefSeq names its product sphingomyelin phosphodiesterase. The transcript has 5 exons. The record is from RefSeq and is a predicted model, not a curated record. Gene Ontology annotation, biological process: sphingomyelin catabolic process. Bases 440 to 2476 code for a protein of 678 amino acids. NCBI's taxonomy places the organism in Eukaryota, Fungi, Ascomycota, Sordariomycetes, Xylariales, Hypoxylaceae. Gene Ontology annotation, molecular function: sphingomyelin phosphodiesterase activity.
GCUGAGCUCCGAUUGGACCGCCGAGGGCCCAAAGUACCUACGCAAUUGAUCUGGUGGCUGUUGCUGGCUUGGGUUUCUGGGUUUCUUAAACAAUGAGGCGAGGGCGACGUUCGAGUCAGGAACUCAACUCCUUUUCUUUUCUUUUUCUUUUUUACACGCGUUGCUUGUCACCAUACUUAGAAUUUCCUGGUGAUUAUUACCUACCUGUACCUACCUGCUAUUUUCUUAGCUUGGCUUCUUGGGGACUUGACUUUCGCUGUCCUACUGAUGUGGCUACCGUUAUGUCUGUAAGGUUAUUAUAAUGCGAAAUCGAGUAUAUUAUAUCAUUAUUGCUACUAUUACAUCCAUUUAGUACAUAAACCUAAGGUUGGCGUUAAACGGGCGAUAACUUGCGUUCGGUAUAUAAAGGAUAAAGACCGGGGCGGCGCGACAAGACACGAUGCGGCUUCUCUCCUCCGUCGCCGCCAUCUCGGUAGUCGUCGGCCGGGGUGUUACGGCGUAUUUCGAUUAUAGCGAUGGGUCUCAGAAAGUGCUCGCGCCCAGCAUAGCAAAAGGAUUUCGGGGUGGCUUCGAUCCCAGUAGUAUAGUUGUCAGCACCAGGGAAGAUGCCCAGAGUCCCGCAUCGUGCACGGCCUGUGAGGCAGUUCUAUUCCAGCUCAAGCUCAUAGCCUCCGCAGGCGACGACUUCUUCAUCAACUCUAUGACAAAACUCUGCCAGCGAUCCGGCGUCCAAGACGCCGACGUCUGCGCAGGCUCCAUAGCUCUCGAGGGUCCUAUCGUCGCGCGCAGCCUACGCGGCCUCGCCAUAGGCUCCCGCACGUCGCGGCUAGUAUGCGUCGCGUUCAUGGGACUUUGCCAGCACCCCGAGGUCCUACCGUAUAACGUCUCGUUCCCGUCGCCGAAGAGGCUGGCGGGCAGGCCGCGACCCAGUGGUUUGGAGCCGCUGCAGGUGGUGCAUUUCUCGGAUAUACAUAUCGACCCGCUGUACGUCGAGGGCGCGAAUGCCAACUGUACGAAGCCUAUAUGUUGCAGAGAAUACACCAAUGCCGACAAACCUGGAUUCAACGAAUUCCCAGCCGGGCCAUACGGUGAGCACACAUGCGACUCGCCCCCCAGCCUAGAAGACAGCAUGUACGCUGCGAUCCAAGCUGUCGCGCCCAACGCGGCCUUUGCCGUCUUCACAGGCGACAUCGUCGACCACGCGGUGUGGAAUACAUCCGAAUCGCAAAACGCGUUCGACAUCAACGAUGCUUAUGGACGUAUGGCGCGCGCCGGGCUGCGCGUCUACGGCACGGCGGGCAAUCACGAAGCUUCGCCGGCGAACUCGUUUCCACCCACGCCGGCCGGCGACGACGAUAGUACGGAAAGCAACGGUAAUGGCAAUGCUGCGCAGUGGUUGUACGACUUACUCUCCGCAACUUGGUCCCGGUGGAUCGGCCCGCGGGCGGCGGCUACGACGAGGGAGUUUGGCGCAUACUCGGUGCGACACGCCUCCGGCGGAGACGGCGCGGGAAAACUACGCGUCAUCUCGCUCAGCACGAACCUGUACUACGGGCACAACUACUGGCUUUACGAGGAGCCCAUGCAGAGGGACCCGAGCGGGCAGCUGGCCUGGCUGGUGAGCGAGCUGGAUGCCGCGGAGAAGGAGGGCGAACGCGUGUAUAUCAUAGGGCAUAUGCCGAUGGGAAGUCACGAUGCGUUCCACGACGGGUCCAACUAUUUUGACCAGAUAGUGCGGCGGUACGAGGGGACAAUAGCUGCUAUGUUCUUUGGCCACACGCACUUCGACGAAUUCGAGAUCUCGUACGCAGACAACUCGAACAAAUCCCACUCCAACGCCCUCGUAACAUCCUAUAUUGCCCCCUCCAUGACGCCUAUAUCCGGACACCCCGCCUUCCGCGUCUACACCGUCGACCCGAUCACCUUUGGCGUCCUAGACGCCACUACGUACAUCGCUAACGUAAGCGAUCCCUCCUUCUCGUCCUCGUCUCGCUCGGGUCCAAAAUGGAUAAAGUACUACUCCGCGCGCGAGGCCUACGCACCGCUAUUAGUCGGGACGCCCGAAACGGACCUGGAGGAAUUAAGCCCCGCGUUCUGGCACAACGUCACCCUGGCCCUCGAGCGCAACGAAACCGCGUUUGCCGAGUACUUUGCGCGCAGGCGCCGCGGGUGGGGGGUAGGGGAUUGCGACGAGGAGUGCAGACGCGUCGAGAUAUGCAAGCUGCGCGCCGCGAGAGCCGAGGAUAAUUGCGUGCCUCCCGGCUUGCGGCUGGAUAGUAAUAAUAACAAUAAUAAUGAGCCUAAUAACAACAGCGAAGAAGAAGGGGAGGAUGAGAAGAAGGAUAAGAGACGAGUAGGUUGGGUGGAAGAUGAGUGCGAGAGCUCCGUUGUGCGUGAUACGUUACGGAAUACGGUUGUGGAUACGGAUAUGCUAAGACUGCUUGGGGAGUUGGCGGUUAUAAGAGAGUCAUUAUAGAAGUGAUUUUCUUUUCAUUUCAUCUUUUAAUACCCGGAUGACAUAGUCGAUGGUUCUUCUCACAUACUCAUCAGAUAGAAGCUGCCUCCAAGUACCCAAGAUAGAAUAUCUUCAUCUAAUCCAACUAGACACCUAGCUCUGGGAACCAGACUUAUACAUACAGAACGUAUUUAUGAGAGUACUGGCUACCUUUAUUGUGGAAGAGAGAAGAUCUCUCAUCUGCUACCCUAAUGAUACCAACGUCCUCGUUGGCUUUGCAAUCAAUUCAUUUCAAUCA